AUGUCUCGAGCCGAGGAUCGCUCGCCCCGUCUGCAGAAGGAAUUUGAGACUUCCCGCGAGAGCACUUGCUCUCCCCUGCGUACGACGUGCAUGCAUCGGCGAGCUCGCGCGCCGUUCAAGGUCGUGACCUUUGCUGACAUGGCACCCGACGGCGCACACAACGGUGGGGAUGCCCGCGCGUUGCAUAGCGACCUUCCAUGCGCCGCAAACUCAAAGAAAAUGGCCUGCGUUUCCUUCGUGCCCGACAGUGUGGACCCCGACGCUGCCGCGCACCUUCGACGGCAGAUUGCGCCGAGGUCGAUCCGUCUCGGGAACCUAGACGGUCCGCUCGGGGCCGUGUUCCUCGGGGAGGUCCCCCUGGCACUGAUGGUGACAGCGUCCCCGCGUCAGGCCAAGAUGGCGGAGGCGAACUGCACCUACGACCGGAGCGCCCGAGUCCCAAUGCAACGGUGA
Messenger RNA from Trametes versicolor FP-101664 SS1, 453 nucleotides. RefSeq lists its product as uncharacterized. The transcript is spliced from 4 exons. The record is from RefSeq and is a predicted model, not a curated record. Lineage: Eukaryota; Fungi; Basidiomycota; Agaricomycetes; Polyporales; Polyporaceae. Bases 1 to 453 code for a protein of 150 amino acids.